Molecule: messenger RNA, 9672 nt
Organism: Siniperca chuatsi (mandarin fish)
Lineage: Eukaryota; Metazoa; Chordata; Actinopteri; Centrarchiformes; Sinipercidae
Gene: rims4
Product: regulating synaptic membrane exocytosis 4
Exons: 6
Coding region: 1272-2087 (271 amino acids)
Biological process (GO): calcium ion-regulated exocytosis of neurotransmitter; regulation of membrane potential; positive regulation of synaptic transmission
Cellular component (GO): presynaptic membrane; cytoskeleton of presynaptic active zone
Molecular function (GO): transmembrane transporter binding; small GTPase binding
Source: RefSeq, a predicted model, not a curated record
AAUGAGUCCAGUCAGACACAAGCUGUUAAACAGUACAGCCUCUCUCUCUCUCUCUCUCUCUCUCCGUCUUUCUCUCUCUUCAUCUCUCGCCCUCUCGCUGUCCUUUCCCGUCUCAGGAGCAGACAGUCAGUGGAGCAUCGGCACGGGAACGGAGCGACACGGGACUGACGGAGGACAGAAGACGGCAAACCUCGCCGACAGCAACAUAACAUUAAGAACAUUUACAGCAGCACAUUAACUGCAAUACAGUUCAAAUCAAAGCAGAAAGCAACAGAUUGCCCCCCAGUUGCAAUUGUUGCUGCAACUGAUGCUCUCUCGGCUAAUCUGAGCUUGGAAACGAAGCAGACUUGCAACAGCUCCUGCAGCUGACAUCUCCUGGGUUUUGAAAGUCAGUUUAUCUGUGUGAAAGAAAUGCUUUUGCUCUGUUAAAGCGCGAGGAAAUCACGAGGCCGAAAAGCAACAGAAACGAAAAGCUUUGAUUCAAAGCAACACGUUUCAAGCUGGGCGUCAACAUCACCUCUACCACCAGCGUCUCCUCCCAUCUUCCUUCCUUCACGAGAUCUGGAGAAGACCAGGCAUCCGAGCUGUGAAUGCACAAGCAGGAGGAGGAUGUUAGAUUGACAUGCAGAGUGCAGAGUUCAGGGAGUUUUGCUGUGAAACAAUAAGAGCGAGAUUUUUUUAUCAGGUGAAGAAGCAGCAAAGAUUCACAACCAGACAGCGACAAGUCCGUCAGACUGUCACCUGGACUUCUGAGGACAAAAAGGGAUGAACAGGACGAUGCAUCUGCCCGAGAACGGAAGCAAAACUAGAAUCCAAAAACUAGAGUAGAAAUGACAGGAAGAGAGAGAUUCAACUCCGCUACAUACAGCCACAGAUAGAUGUUCAGUUAAUCAAAGCAUAAAGAUAUCGUUUAUUAGGACACUUAACCAUCAUCAAAAGUGAGCAACCGACAGAGAAAUCUCUUACUUCACAAGGAUGAUUUUGCACCACCGGAGCAUGCAUUUCGUCUAACAUACAGAGAAAGAGCAACAUCGAAAUCUUUCUUUGAUGUCAACUUCUGCUGCCACUUGCUGCGAGCAAGUUUCCGCACCGAUUUAAUUCGGUGUGAGCAUCUUGGGGUUCUUGCUUGACUCUUCUUUCCGAGGUGAGGUGGAUCUGCCGUGGGGGGCAGCUGACAGCCAUCCAAGACGCCGCGAGCCGUACUCCGCGUGAAGAAUGCCCAGCCGCGCUUGGCCAAGCCGGCCGACCCGGGCCCGACGGCGGGCCUCUACAUGGAAAGAUCGCAGAGCCGCAUCAGCCUGUCAGCGUCCUUCGAGGCCCUCGCCAUCUACUUCCCCUGCAUGAACUCCUUUGAUGAGGAUGAUGGGGUGGAUACAGAGGGCAGGAAGUUGAAGGGAGGCAUCCAGAGGAGCACAGAGACGGGUCUGGCUGUAGAGAUGCCCAGUCGGACCGUCCGCCAGGCCAGCCACGAGUCUAUAGAGGACAGCAUGAACAGCUACGGCUCCGAGGGCAAUCUGAACUACAGUGGCAUGUGUCUGGCAUCGGAUGCACAGUUCAGCGACUUCCUAGAUGGUAUGGGACCUGCCCAGUUUGUUGGACGGCAGACGCUGGCGACAACAUCCAUGGGUGACAUAGAGAUCGGUCUGAUGGAGAGGAAUGGGGGUCUUGAAGUGGAGGUCGUCCAGGCCAGAGGACUCACCAUGAAACCAGGUUCAAAGGGACCUCCAGCGGCCUACAUCAAAGUUUACCUCCUGGAGAACGGGAUCUGUGUGGCCAAGAAGAAGACCAAGUCAGUGAGGAAGUCUCUGGAUCCUCUCUACAACCAGGUCCUGGUCUUCUCUGAAAGCCCACAGGGGAAAGUGGUGCAGGUGAUCGUUUGGGGCAACUAUGGGCGGAUGGACCGCAAAUGCUUCAUGGGUGUAGCUCGAAUCCUAUUGGAGGAGCUGGACCUCAGCACAAUGGUGAUUGGGUGGUACAAGCUCUUCCCUACCUCCUCCAUGGUGGACCCAACAAUGGCGCCACUCAUCCGCCACUCCUCCCAGAUGUCCCUGGAGAGCACCAUUGGGCCCUGUUGUGAGCGAUCCUAAGACUCACACGAAAAUAUAAAGUUUUGUUGUUGCGACUAAGAUUCCAUCACUGUCUCAACCAAAUCCUAAGACACAUUUUUAUAUACCCUGUAGCCCCGUGCCCAGGUCAACCAGGUGGCACUGCGCCUGGAGUAGAUAGGUGUUAAGUAUCUUACUCAAGGGCACUUUGACAGGUCCAACCACACUUGGGACUGAACCACUCUCCUGAUUGGGAAAUGACUUUACUAACUAAUAGGUCAUUUCAGCACUCAUUGGAAAUGUACUGUAACUCUUUUGAUAUUUUAUCAGACUGUUUCCCGAGACUCAUGGGAAGCACAUUUCUUUUGUUGUUGCAACCGACCGCCCCUCAGACUCAUAGGAAAAUUUUGCUCUCUUCAGAUGUCUUUGAUGAAAAAACAAAAACCUACUUAAUGAGGAUACUUCAAAGGAGGGCUCGGUUGCCGACAUUGAUCACAUCCUAUUGGGACCACAAUACACUGCGGGCUCAGCUUUGCUUCAGCUACGCGCCUUCUUCACAGCCUACAUUCGAUUCUCAUUCCCAGGACUGCUUGUUGUCUCUCUGUGUCCUCAUUAAUGGGCUGGACAGCUCCUGAGUGUUAUCUGUCUAUCCAUGGGUCCAGAGAGAAAGUGAGACUGCCCUCAGACUGUUUGAGACACCAGCCUCCCAUUUUGCAGGAGCAUGGGGACAGCUGGUUUUAGGUGAAUGGAUCUGUGCGCAGAAGGACUACAGUUGACUUUAAAAAACGAAUUACGCUUAUUUGUUGUAAUCAACCAAGACAUCUUGGUUUUGAACACUGACUCAAGCUGUUUUUGUUUUUUGUGUCACACAUUUGGCCCUUCAAUGUUCAAUUAAUUUGGUACUAUGUGUAUGUGAGUGGAGUAGGCAUGAAUGAAAGUCCCUUUCAUUUCUAUCCUACCAGUUAGUUAGGACUGCAGAUAAUUACAUUUACCUGCAGUGCCAGGUAUGAAUCAGUUCCCGAGUGGAUUUAUAUGGUUUAAAAGAAGAACUAGCAGGUUCUGACUUUCCAAAGACCAUGUGCCAGUAUGACCCAAGAGCUUGUACAUUUUCAUUACAAUCAUUCACAACAUUAGCUGAUCUGACUGAUUAUUGUGUCAUCUCUUGUGGAAGGUGCUUAUCAGAUAAAUCAGCUAGUGUUGUGUUCGGUAGGAAUGAAAAUGUGCAGCCUUGUGGGUUUUUAGAAAAAGUGAUCUAAGACCCAAUUUUACCUGGUUGUUUCUUGAAUCUGUAGAAAAUUGAUUGUGUUCAAAUAGAGAUUUCCAGCAUAUGUUAGCAUAAUUUCGUUUUAGCCAGAUGGGAUAAAAGCGUACAAGUAUUUGUUGGGUGUCGACCAAAAUCCUUCCUGGUGCAUAACAUUAUGCUAUGUAGCCACUGAAGAUACAUCACAAAGUGGAAAAAUGGCGGAUACAGAUAUCAGGUAUCACCAAACUAAAUUGGAUUUUAUGCAUGCAAUAUUUUGUAUUAUAUUACGAUUAGAAUUCAAAGCGGCUAACCAUAGAUGCAUGUGACGAUCCAAACUGUCCAAAUGCAAUGUGGUUAAACCUUAUGAGGAUUCAAUCUAGAUACAACUGGUAUGAAACAGCCAGGAGUAAAUGGGGUCUGAAAUGUUGAGGGUGUUUUGUCAUCAUUUGGUUCAAUUCUGUUCUGUGUUGUUCUAAAUUUUCACAUCCACCUGGUAGUGCAGGUCACAUCAAGUACAGGAGGAGAUAUUGCACCUGUGUUGUACAGACACAUGAUGAUAUUACAAAAAAGACAAAUGUUUCCAAAAGCAUUGAAGAUAGUAGCCUGGCUGACAGUGUAGGGCUGAAAACUUGCAGUAUAUCCCAGUUUAAUUGUAGUUGGGAAUGCUCUUUGGCUAAUAAUCUAGAAGUAGAUUUUUAAGAUUCCUCCUCUCUUUUUUUUUUUAAAGCUUUGGCUAACAGUUGUCUAAUAACAGUUUCUACUGUGCCAAUUUCUACCAGCAAGUGUCUUCUCCUUCCUCUUCUUCAGUUACCUUGCAGCAUGUGCUAUUGUGAGGGAGGAACAGAAACAACCACUCACAACAUCUGACAGCAGUAUUCAGGAUGUGCAGAGAAGCGUCCCUUUUAUUCUAAAUUACAGCCCUAAUCCACAGACCACCAAGGCACCUGGUGAUUAGCCAUGCUACGACUCAGUAUGGAGAGAGGAAGAAAGGGAGGAAAAGGAAAGAGAGAGGAAGGAAGCAUGAAAUGUACUUUGCAUCAUCCAAACAAAGGAUCUGUCUGAACUGACGUCAGAUUUACAAAAAGGACACAAAUAUAGGAUGAAGUUAAAGGGAACACAAUGUGCACACUAGAGAAAUGUAUAGUUUAUUAAAGAACAAAAGUAUAUGUAUUUCAUUUGGGCACUUUAUGACUCUUAGUGUCUUUUUUAUGUGUAAAUAUUAUGGUUGUUAGUGUCUUUUGGAGUGAGCCAAAGUUAAUCUAUAAUGACUUAGUUGAUUAAUGUUAAAACUCGGAGGGAGGAAAGGGAUAUCCUUGCUAGUUACUGUAAGAUUGUAGCAUUAGCUGGUAGCAUCCGCAUGACUGAUUAAAACAAAUUAAUUAGGAGAUAGCUUGAUAAGACUAAGCAUGAGCUAUACGCUACACAGAAAGAGGAGAAAUGAAAAUACAGUAUGUUGGGUUGAGACCCAACAUUAAUUGAGGAAUACAUACAUAUGUAGCAAUUGAAUUCAGAUUCAAAGUUUACUGAAUUUCAUUUGGGGCUUUUUCCUUUCAGAGACAAUAACUGAGAUCUGUAAUAAGAGACAAAAACAGUUUUGUUUUUUAACUUUGAAGCAAGAUUUCAGAACAAGAGAAUUAGAAUUUCUCACACUAAUUAACUAAUAACCAUACAAUUUGGAGUAAUUUUACUCUAAAAAAACUUUGCAAAAUAGGCCUCUGUUUUGCAAGUAGCAGUGUUGCAGGGAUAUUAAUACUGUAUUUAUUUCCAAACAAAUUAGCUACAUUCUGUAAAGCAAUAAUCAAAAUAAAAAACAUCCAGUCAUUGCAAUUUUUCAGUUGUACAGUGGAAACAAUGAGAAAUGACAAGCUUAGCCAGUGAUUUUCACUGCAAUCAGAUUUCUCAAUUCAAAUAUUCUACAAGACAAUUUAAGUUAUCUUGUGGCAUAUGUUUUGUAUAUAUCAGGACCUUUGAAACAUAUGCGAUUCCAAAACAUCUUACUGCUCUGAUUUAUUUGACACAAGUCAUAGAGGCUUGCUGUCCAAGAGAAACAUUGUAAGGUAGCAGGAUUUUUAGGAUUUAAAACACCUUGAAAAUAGCUUGAAGAAUCUGAAUACAGGAACUGAAAAUCACUUGUUAAGAUCAUUUUAACCCAGUGCAUUCAUGUGUUUUUUGCCAUAACUUAUUCCAGGGAGAGUGUCAUGUAGUCUCUGGGGAAUCUCUGUUUACAGAAGGAGCUGAAAUAUACCCCAUAUACAUUAUAAUUUCUGAUUUGAAAAAUGCAGGAUCAUUUUUCACAACUUAAAAUUAUAUUGAAUAGCAUGAAUUGUAAUCUAAUGAUAACAAUGACUUACUGGUAGUUAGAAUAAAAGGGGACUGUUUUUAAAAACUAGGUGAUAUUAGAAAAGUUGUAUAAAUCAAAUAUAUACGUAUAUAAUAUAUAUAAAUAUAUUUAAAAUCAAUUAACUCCUCUUACUGUGACCCAAGGAAUGUUUUUUGUCAGUGUUCUUUUGUGCCAAAAUAACAUAUUUUGAGGGCUGAUUUCCCAGUUGAGGACCAAUGAAAGAGGCAAGUUUACACACUUGGCAUUCAAUUUUCAUUCAGCAACCCAUAAGAAGAGUACAUUCUGUUCUAAAGAAAUAACUUUGCAUCCAAGAAGAAGAAGAACUCUGUCGCUGAAACAAAAGUAAUAUUGCAUGAUAAUGAUCUAGAUUUAGUGAAGAUAGAUCACAAAGAGAGUUAGUAAAGUUGCAGUGGUAACCAUCAUAUAAGUUUUCCAUCUGUCUACAUCUAACCUGCAGCAGCUGCCUGUACAACACAAGUGUUGUAAAGCAUUAAUCAAUGUUAACAAAGAGCUGAUUGUUCAUUGUAGCAUUUAAAAGCUAAAAACCUUUCCUCUCAUUUGGGUGGAGCAGCAUGGCAGCAGUAGUAUGGCAUGCAUGCAGUGAAUGAUGGGUUUCUAUGAUGGCUACAGGUGCAGACUCAGGCAUUAGUGUGAAUUUGGUGUGAACAUGUAUACAGCUGACCCUUGCAAGAACAUUUUCUUCUCUAAUUCUUUGGGAGAGAUGGACAAAAAAAUUGAUUGUGUAAUUUUGCUCAUCAAAAGCUUCUUGUUCACCAGUCUGAAUUUGUUUGUGACAUUUUGUAACUUUGAAGGCAAAUGAAUGAGCUAAUGAACUAUGUAGAUGUUAUAGUUGACAUAUUCAGCACCAAAAAUGUACGUUUUUGCAUUCACCCAUAUUUUGAUUGUGUCUGCCACAUGGGUGUUAAUUAUGUACUACUAUCAACUGUAAUGUAAGUAGAGGCCUUAAACACACCGAUAUACAUUUUGUCAGGGCUAAGGACUAAGAAUUGUCACAUAAAGUAAUCAAAAUGACGCAAAAAAAGUUUCACAGUGUCACCAUUUCAGCCCAUUACUUAAAGUAAUUUAAGUGUCAUCUAUGGAAAUGAUUAUCUCUGCGUAUGUUCUUAAUGAAUUUCUGAUAUUUCAACUGACUAUUUGUGUAUUCUCCCCACUCCUUGUUGUGGGCAUAAUUGAACAAACUGAGCAAAAAAAAAAAAAAAAACAUGUUUGCAUAGUAGAUAUUCAAACAUUCUGACCUGUUUCUAAACAAGACGUUUUUUCUAAACUUAGAAAAAUUACACUAGUGUUUAUUUAUUGAGGUUUGAAUGCAAAUAAUGGUACUUUCUGGUUUCAAUCGAGUAGAGUAAAAUUAAAAAAACAUAAGAACAUUCGCAAUCUAGCCAUCUGUGCCAUCUGUAAGAAUUGUACUGGAGUCCUGUUGGGGUCCUUUUCCACCCUAACUGCCUUUUAGGUUGACAUUCUGCAAAACAUUAUUAGUUCUACUCAAUUCUAUGGCACAAUAUGGGGCCAUUCUCCAAGAUACAGAGAGAAAACUCUAGGGACAAUUGUGUUACAUAUAUUAAGCAGCUUAUGUGUUCAGCUAAUAACUUUUAGAUGUGAAACAAAGGUAACAUGACUGUCCAUAAAGUUUUCUUAGCCACCUCCGACAUUGCAAUUCAAUGAUGAACAGACUUUUUCUUGAUCUUGAGCGCAUCUAUGACCAGCCUUCCUGGUUGACACUGGCUAUAUUUACAUGCACACAAUAAUGUAAUUAUUGUGAGUUCUCUGAUUAAAGAACAGUAGCAUUUACAUGAUUUGAAGCCAGUGUAACCAUGUGUUCCCAAAGUAUUUUUCCUAAGUCGAAAUGCACAUUUGAACAUUAACUUGUAAGGACAACCUAAUCAACAGAAGAUAUGUUCAGGCAGUCAGAAACACAACAGUAACGUGCAACAAAUCUAAAACAGCCAUAACUGUGAAGCACCCUUGUAAUUUCCAUUCAAGCUACAAGAAUUGAACACCAUGUUCCAAGAUGACAUUAUUCUAAUGAAAGUUGCUUGCUCACUGAAAGUCUUUCAGGCUUCUGUAUGUUUGCCGUUGGCAUUAGAGUCCUUCUCUGGUCGAGCUGGCUGACUGCCUGUUGGCGUCACAUAUACAUUAUAGGCAUUCAAAUAAUUUACUUUUCAAAUUUUAUUCGAACUAAAGGUCAAGAUCACCAGGUCGCACCACCGGGCCAAUUUUGGGUCACGGUGGGCAGUGCCAGGAUGUUAUUUUGAGGUUAAUUUGACAAUGAUUGGCAUCAUGUUGCACCUCUAGUGUUUGAGUUCAUGUGUAUCAUCCACAUUACUUUCCUAACUGAAAAACAACCACAUUUGUGUGCGCAUGUAUGUGGGUCAUUGGCAUGCUGUGAGCUAACCUUGAUGCAAAAUAGUAGAAAACUUUACCUUUUUGAUUUUGUUGAGUUUAGGGAUGGCAUAUGGUAACCCUGAUUAUUCACACAACGAAUGCACAGGCAAAGCCAUGAAGUUUCUGUCUGUUUUUGCAGAAUAUCAACCUAAGAAGCAAAUCUGGGUAGAAUUCCCUUUGAAGUAUAAAAAACCCUUCUGUUACCUUAAAUUAUCCAUAUCUUUUUCCUCUUAAGUUCAUGGGUUUUACUGAUGAGAAAGAAAGAGAACACUGUCGUUUUUUGUUUUUUUGUGACAGUAUGUACAUUUCUAGACACAUAUCAUAUCAUGUUCUCUCCGGGGGAAGAGGUGGAGGAGUGGGAGGAUGAAAAGGUAGAUGCAGCUUCUCUGCUGCGGUUACAAAACGGUGGCUAGUGGAUCCCAAAAGCAACACAUCUCCUCCAGUCUGCUGCAGAGGCAGCGGUUCCCAAACUUUUUCCUUAGAGGUUGUCCCCAAACCAACCCUCAUAAAAGUGUUCCCCCACCUGCCAUCUGGUAGAUCCUCUUAUUCAAAGCAUCCCACAUCACCAUGGGUGAAUACAUUUUUAGGUUGAGUGACCCCAGUGUAAAUCAAAGUGCCAUGGAGUUUCGUAACUUGUGUUUCUCAACACCAUUCCUGAUUCAGUUCCCUCUGACUUUUCUCUAUGAGUUCACAUUUCAGUCACACAUUGCUAGUCAUACACUGGUGUCAACUCAUUUGGACUCCAACCUCAAAUGUUCUAAACAAAUCCUAUUUUUAUUUCUCCAUUUAUGGUUGAUGAUACAAAGUCAUUUUAUCUACAGCAUUCACAGCCUUAAAUUCUCGUCUCUAAACCAACAUUUGAGGCCUUUUGAGGACAUUUGAGAAUUUUUCAAACAUGACAUUUCCCUAAGGCCCUUCAAAUACUGUAUAAGAAGGUAAUGUUUUGGUUUUGGGAUACUCGAUGAGAUGUGUUUUACAGGCCUUCUCAUGCUGUCAGGAACAUGUGAUAUGGGCAACUGUUGGAAGCAAUGCUGAUGGAAAAUCCUCAAUGAUAAGAAUUUAUCCAGGGAAGGUUUUAUAAGCAUGUGUAUUCUUUUUCUCACACAUUCUUUUGGUUAAACACAUUUCACGAGAGUUGCUCCAUCCCUUCAGUCUUCUACUGUCAGCCACUGAGUAGCUUCAUCGGAGCAACUGACUUGUUGCAUUUGUUGCUCAAUGGCAGCUCAGCAGCAGUAACAGGAAGGGAGAUCAUCACUGUUUAAACACAUUUUAAGAAUCAUUUAAGGAUUUCAAACUUCCAUUUACAAGUAUAUAGUAAUUUUUAAAGUUUUCAAUACUUUUCAUCCCAUCUGUAGAUUAGCGUCAACAAAUGUUAGCAUAAACUAAUUUUAGUAAAGCAGUAAGCAGCAAAUGCCCAUCUGCAUUGCUUUCCAUGUGUUGCUCAUGUAUUACUGCCUUGAGAACCUGAAUGUUAUCAGAUGAGUGACAAAGUGGUGUAACUUUAUUUUUAUUCACUGCACUGUCGUUUAAAACACAAGUAUAUUUGCAGAUUCUUUGGCAAACUGUUAUAUUGUUGAGUAAAUGCACAAUUUGGUGUAUUGUUAUUCUAUUCCAGCUGUGAAUAAAAUAGUUUAACUCCA